Bursaphelenchus okinawaensis is the source of this 645-nucleotide messenger RNA. The record is from the annotation of a GenBank genome assembly. NCBI's taxonomy places the organism in Eukaryota, Metazoa, Nematoda, Chromadorea, Rhabditida, Aphelenchoididae.
AUGGUGAACAUGCUGAAGCUAGUUUUGUUGAUGCUAUUGGUAACGCUGGCUGCUUGCCAAUGGCACGGAACUUGUCAAACAGAAAAAGAUUGUGGUAACGAGUGUGCCAAGUACUGUGGAUCACCAAGGUACAUUCAACAAUGUACUGAUGGCAAUCCUGGAGCUUGUGAUUGCUUGUGUCAGACUCGUGAGUUUUUGUCAAUUUUAAAUUUUUUUAAAAAUUAUUUUUUUAACAAUAGGCGUGUUAGACGUAUUUUACAUUGCUUUUAACAAAUCUUUCUAUAAAUACUCAUAUUAAGCUGGUAAAAAAGUUUUGUCGCUUUUUAACUUGCAGGUACUAAUAAUUAAACGACAAAACUUUUUUUGACAGUUUAAUACAUAAAAAAAGUUAAUUUAUAUUAAAUUAUAUACUAGUGCAUAGUAAAACGGUUAAAAAAUGACCAUUUGAAGAGAGAUCACCUACGCCGUCCUUUGAUAUUGUCUAUAACAAGAUUUUACCAUAGAAAACUAUACUAACCUAUAAUACCAAAAUGUCAUUUCCGACCAUUUUUUAAAUUACAUACUGCUUUUUCAGCUUGCAUGAAGAUCAAAACCAAAAGCUGUCAAACCGUGUUCAUUUACUAUGGUAAAGAUCGUGGUCAUUAA